UUCGAGACUUGACCACUCAGAACCCUUCUUUUGCGCCACCGCCGCAUAUUCCAUGAUGAUGCAACCGCAAAUUAUCCUCCUGAAAGAAGGCACAGACACCAGCCAAGGCAAGUCCCAAUUGAUCAGCAACAUUAAUGCGUGUCAAGCUAUCAUGGAAAGCGUCCGAACGACGUUGGGACCUCGCGGCAUGGACAAGUUGAUCCACAAGGGCAACAAAACCACCAUCUCGAACGACGGCGCGACGAUCAUGGGCCUGUUGGACAUUGUGCACCCCGCCGCGAAGACGUUGGUGGACAUCUCCCUGAGCCAGGACGCGGAAGUCGGUGACGGCACGACGUCCGUGGUGCUUUUGGGCGGGGAGUUUCUUCGCCAAGCGAAGCCCUUUAUCGAAGAAAACAUGCAUCCGCAAACGAUCAUCAAGAGCUACCGCAAGGCGUGUCAGCUGGCCGUGCAAAAGAUCCGCGAGAUCCAAGUGCGCGUGUCCGAGACGGACUCGGUCGCGUACCGUCAAAUGCUCGAACGUGUGGCUGGGACAGCGCUCAACUCGAAGCUGAUCAGCUCGCAGAAGCACUUCUUCUCCCCGAUGGUCGUGGACGCCAUCUUGAGUCUGGACACGGACAUGGACAUCAGCAUGGUCGGCGUGAAGAAGGUCCCCGGCGGGUCGGUCACCGACUCGUUCCUGGUCAAGGGCGUCGCGUUCAAGAAGACGUUUUCGUACGCCGGCUUCGAGCAAAUGCCCAAGUACUUCAAGAACCCCAAGAUCCUGCUGCUCAACGUCGAGCUCGAGCUCAAGUCGGAGAAAGAAAACGCAGAAGUCCGUCUGGACGACCCGUCGCAGUACCAGUCGAUCGUCGACGCCGAAUGGAACAUCAUCUACGACAAACUAGACAAAUGCGUCCAGUCGGGGGCCCAAAUCAUCUUGUCCAAGCUGCCCAUUGGCGAUUUGGCGACGCAGUACUUUGCCGACCGCGGCCUCUUUUGCGCCGGCCGCGUCGCGCAGGAUGACAUGGAGCGCACGAUGCGCGCUACGGGUGGGUUGAUCCAGACCAGCGUCCAGGACAUGACGCCCAGCGUUCUCGGCACGUGCGGCGUGUUUGAAGAGCAGCAGUGCGGGAACGAGCGCUACAACUUGUUCACGGGCUGCUCCAAGUCCAAGAGCACCACCAUCGUGCUGCGCGGCGGCGCCGAGCAGUUCAUUGAGGAAGCGCAUCGCUCCGUGCACGACGCGCUCAUGGUCGUCAAGCGGACAGUCACCACGUCCACGGUGGUGGCGGGCGGCGGUGCGAUUGAAAUGGAACUAUCGCGCCAUUUGCGCGAGUACUCGCGGACGGUGGAAGGCAAGGCGCAGCUCCUGAUCAACGCGUUCGCCAAGGCAUUUGAAAUCAUCCCGCGCCAGCUGAGCGACAACGCCGGCCACGAUUCGACGGACAUCCUCAACCGACUGCGACAGAAGCACUUCAAGGACCCUGACGCGGGCAAAUGGUUUGGUGUGGACAUCAACUCGGGCGGGAUCUGCGACACGUUUGAGUCGCAUGUGUGGGAACCCGCGGCCAACAAGAUCAACUCGGUGGCGGCGGCGACGGAAGCGGCGUGCCUGAUCUUGAGCGUGGACGAAACCGUGCGGAACCCCAAGUCGGAGCAGCCCCAGGGCGGCGCGGGCGGCGGACCAGGCGGCGCGCCGUUGAGUGCGGCCAUGGGCGGCCAAGGCAUGAAGGGGCUGGGCAUGGGCGGCCGGGGCGGCGGGUUAGGCAAGGGCGUGCGUGCGUUCCGCGGCAAGGGCGGCGCAUAGAUCGGAUAGCAUUUAGUACUUCUUUGGGAGCGAAUUACACACACACUCAUCACGAUAUA
Messenger RNA from Aphanomyces astaci, 1848 nucleotides. Its product is annotated as T-complex protein 1, eta subunit. Gene Ontology annotation, molecular function: ATP-dependent protein folding chaperone; ATP binding; ATP hydrolysis activity. NCBI's taxonomy places the organism in Eukaryota, Oomycota, Saprolegniomycetes, Saprolegniales, Verrucalvaceae. Gene Ontology annotation, biological process: protein folding. Gene Ontology annotation, cellular component: chaperonin-containing T-complex. The transcript is spliced from 5 exons. The record is from RefSeq and is a predicted model, not a curated record. Bases 53 to 1789 code for a protein of 578 amino acids.